CAUUGAAUCAGCAACACAUAGCCUUGACGCCGUGGAAGCGUGGCGGAGACAACGCCGGACUAUAGAAAGCAUGCCUUGUCACCUCGCUCAAACUCUCCUUCACCGCCUUCUUCACCGCCGUCUCCUCUUCCCGUCGUUACUCGAGUAUAUAUAUAUAUAUAUAUAAUCCUAAAUUAUCACCUCAUCCUUUUCAAAAUUUCCUGUUUGCUUAAUUAGUUAAUUACUACUAUGAUUUUGCGCUGCCCUGAAAUUACAAGUGUUCAAAUUUUGUGUUGAGGAGAUCGAUUUAAGGGGGGACAGUAGAGUGGAUGCAGAAUGGAUGGCAUAUAUAGGUGCUUUUGACAACUUGCGUUGUCUAAAUUUAUCAGAUUGUAACAAAAUUAACAAUUCAGCCAUUUGGGCUAUCACAGGAAUGACAAACUUAAAGGAGCUUGACCUCUCUAGAUGCUCAAAGAUUACCAAUGCUGGAAUUAGACAUCUAACAUCCAUCCCAAGUUUGGAGAAGUUGUGGAUUCCAGAAACAGGCGUCACGGCUGAUGGUGUGGUACUUCUGUCUUCAUUAACCAACUUAUCUUUGUUAGAUCUGGGAGGCCUGCCUGUAUCGGAUUCCUCUCUGGGUAAUCUUAAGGUUCUCGGGAAACUACAACAUUUGGAUCUUUGGGGGAGUGAAGUAUCAAACAGAGGAGCAUCUCAUCUUAAAUGGUUCCCAAGAUUGAGUUCUCUGAAUUUGGCCUGGACCAAGGUCACUAUGUUGCCAAGUCUGCCUAUUCUUGCAUGUCUAAACAUGAGCAAUUGCACGAUACACUCUAUAUUCGAAGGAGAAGGACAGAAAGCUCCUCUUUCAAAGCUUAUUCUGUCUGGAGCAACCAUAAGAGAUGUCUCUGAAGCUUUCCUACACCUUGAAACAUCUUCCCUCUCUCUCCUGGAUCUUUCCAAUUCAUCUCUUAAUUCGUACUGCUUUUUGCCAUAUAUGAAUGCGAUAUCAGAUUUAGAUCUCAGUGGUACAUCUGCAGGGGAUGAGUCAGUUGAACACAUUGCAUUUGUAGGUCAAAAUUUACGUCGUCUAAAUCUCAGCCGGACAAAAUUAAGCUCUGCAGGACUGGGAAUUUUAGCUGGUUUUGUUCCCAAUCUUGAAACUUUAUUGUUAUCUUACACGGCCAUUGACGAUUCUGCUAUCUCCUUCAUGAUCACCAUGCCUUUGCUAAAAUGUAUCAAUCUGAGUGGUACAAAUAUCAGAGGUAUGGUCAACGAGGUGGAUUCUGAUGCUAAUUGUGCGUCGUCACUGUCUGGGUUGUCUAGUCUUGAUCAUUUGGAAAGAUUGGAUUUGGAGGAGACUCGAAUCAAGGAUUCAGCUUUGGCUCCUUUGCCGAGCUUUCGUAAAUUGAGCUAUUUAACCUUACGGAGUGGUUCCCUUACUGAUACCACUUUGCAUCAGUUGUCGUCUAUUCAAAGCUUGGUUACCCUGGGGAUUCGUGAUGGCGUACUCACUGAUACUGGGCUCUAUAUAUUCAACCCUUCACCAUCUAUGAGGAUUCUUGAUCUCAGGGGUUGUUGGCUGCUGACAGAGGAUGUUCUGUUGUCAUUUCAGCAAAAGCAUCCUCAAAUUGAAGUAAGGCAUGAUCUUCUUAGUAUUGCAUUGGUUAAAAGGUUAUCUGUUCACUCACCUGUGUGCCAAGCGACACCUCAGAGCAAACUAUACAAAAACAAGAACGGAGGGCCAUCAGCAUCUCCCCUAAGAUCUAGCAGACACGGUUUUCUUGAUCAAAGAUUGAAGUACACCAGAGAAGAACUGCUUGCAGUGAGCUUUGGCUCUGCCUCUAUUUCCAGAGACAAUGUUGAUUGGAUACCUCAUGAGCUGGCAAAUGAUGGAUAGAAUUUCUUGGAUUCAUCUCAUAGUGCAACUCAGGAUGAUAAAUGAUAUAAGCCCAAACCAUGUUAUGAUUAGCUAUUACCUUGGUUAAAUGGCAUCUGGUUCUGGCCAAUGGUAUUACAGUUCGGAGCCCUUUUUAUGUGUGUUGUGGUACUUCUGAUCUUGGAAAGCUCAGUUAAAGAGCAAUUUUUAGACAUCCAACUGAUUCCUGGAUUUGUACAAGUUUUUAUACGACUCAUAUUACCAGCAGUUUUGAAAUUCAAGGAACAAGACUUCCUAUGAUAGACCCAAAGCUCUCCAGUUGCUAAUAUUGCAUGAGGACCUCUAGAUUAGAUGUGUUUGUAUAAUGCCCAUGUUUAUGUAAAGCUGUGUUUUAGCUAUCAUUCUGGUCAUUGUUGUAGCUACCUGUUGUAUUUUACGUUUUCUGGUCAUUCUGGGGACAUUGUUUAUAAUGUGUACAAAUCUAGAAAUGCCAGUUUUUGACA
Molecule: messenger RNA, 2355 nt
Organism: Lycium barbarum (goji berry)
Lineage: Eukaryota; Viridiplantae; Streptophyta; Magnoliopsida; Solanales; Solanaceae
Exons: 7
Coding region: 320-1873 (517 amino acids)
Molecular function (GO): protein binding
Source: RefSeq, a predicted model, not a curated record